GCUGUCAUAUAAUAAGCACAUGUGAAGCAGAGCUCUGUGUGGGUGGUUAAGCAUGGCUCAGCUAAGCUGCAGGUGUGAAUAUUUUGUUUUGUAGGUCUUUCAACGUUUAUAAUCCCUUCUCUUUUGUAUUAUCAAUACAGAUACAAGCAUUUGGAAUAGUGUUUCAACGACUGACGACAGUUGAAGAAAAUAUUGAUUCCCAGGAUGAAGGAGGGUUAUGUCCUGGUGAUGACGUCGCUGUGGUUACUGGGCGGCGUGUCCAGCCAGGACUGUCCGUGGGAGGAACAGGGUUUGUUGCCAUGGAGCGAUGCCAUGACCUGGGAGUCUUUUCUCAUACCCAGUGAGGGCAGUGAGAUCUUGAUUUCGACGGGCAAGAGAGUGCUUCUGGACAUCCAACCACCUCGCCUGGCUACUAUCACUAUUCAGAAGGGAGCAGCUCUUAUCUGGGGAAACGUCUCUGGCCUCGUGCUUCGUGUGGAGUACAUCAUGGUAGAAGGAGAAUUCAUUGUAGGGUCUGAAGUUUGUCCGUUUAUCCACAAGGCACACAUAAAGUUGUAUGGUAAAUCAGACAGCCGCUAUUUCAUUGAUGACCCAAACUUUGGACGAAAGUUCAUCGGAGUUCCAGAAGGGGGUACACUAGAACUGCACGGCAAGCCGAAAACAUCUUGGACCCGUCUGUCCCAGACUAUACCAGAACUCGAUAACAUAGAGUGUGGUGUUGUCUAUAAUCACUCCAGCCAAUUGAUCGGGAAAGAGCGGCAGAAGGGACUUCAUGUCAUCAUCUGGAACGAAGAUGGAAGCCCUUUGGACUUCGACGUCUUCGAUCUCAGAACCUUUGAAAAUGUCUCAAAAUUCGUUCAAACCAUUCCUGACGGAAAAAUCAUCGGAAUGUUCCUCUUUGGCAGCGAUGGCAUCGGGAGGCGCGGCGACCCAGCUCAAAACGGAAAACUCGCCUACCUGGACAUGACAAUACAGAAACUUGGUGGUGACGUCAUCACGAAAGUCACGGACACCGACUCGUACUCUUUCAUCGUUCGCAAAGGAGACCCUUCAUCUGCAAGUGAGUCCUACCUGCCAGACGGUCAGAGGUUUCCAGGUGAAGAGCGAUAUCUGCACCUUACCGACUGGAGUAACACCUUGACUUUCAGGUGGCAGCCAGCUCAUCCAUUUCAUUCAAUUAUUUUCGCGUGUUGAACACCGAGGCCGCCUACCCGAUACUGACACUGGCUGACGAAGUGGUGGGGUGGGAGCCGGGUGACAAGAUCGUUGUUGCCUCCACGGACAGCGACUGGCGACAUGCAGAGCUUCGAACCUUAAUCCCGUGUGUCACGUGCACGUCACGACAAGUACGCGUGAACGAAACGUUCAAAUACUUGCACUACGGCAACAUCACGUACAACGUG
Pomacea canaliculata is the source of this 1403-nucleotide messenger RNA. Its product is annotated as cell migration-inducing and hyaluronan-binding protein-like. The transcript has 9 exons. The record is from RefSeq and is a predicted model, not a curated record. Bases 205 to 1194 code for a protein of 329 amino acids. NCBI's taxonomy places the organism in Eukaryota, Metazoa, Mollusca, Gastropoda, Architaenioglossa, Ampullariidae.